GUCUCCCUGGCGGAGAUGGAGGACCUGCUCCUGAGGACCCUGUUUAAGGAGUAUCAGCGCUGGGUGCGGCCUACACAGCACGCCAAUGACACCAUCACCGUACGCUUCGGGCUCAAGAUCUCCCAGCUGGUCGACGUGGACGAGAAAAACCAGCUCAUGACCACUAACGUCUGGCUAUGGCAGGAGUGGAUCGACCAUAAGCUGCGCUGGAACCCAGAUGAUUACGGGGGCAUCACAUCCAUCAGAGUUCCCUCGGAGAGCAUCUGGCUUCCUGACAUUGUACUCUAUGAGAAUGCGGACGGGCGUUUCGAGGGCUCCUUGAUGACUAAGGCCAUUGUGAAGCACAGUGGCGUGAUCACCUGGACGCCGCCGGCCAGUUACAAGUCGGCCUGCACCAUGGACGUCACCUUCUUCCCCUUCGACCGGCAGAACUGCUCCAUGAAGUUCGGAUCCUGGACCUACGACGGCAGCAUGGUGGACCUAGUGCUCACAGACACACAGGUGGACCGAAAGGACUUCUUCGAUAACGGCGAGUGGGAGAUCCUGAGGGCCACGGGGUUAAAGGGCAGUCGUCGUGACGACGUGCUGUCCUACCCGUUCGUCACCUACUCCUUCAUCCUGAAGCGGCUGCCGCUCUUCUACACGCUCUUCCUCAUCAUCCCCUGCCUCGGGCUGUCCUUCCUCACCGUGCUCGUCUUCUACCUGCCCUCCGACGAGGGCGAGAAGCUGUCACUCUCUACUUCCGUGCUGGUGUCCCUCACUGUGUUCCUACUCGUCAUCGAAGAGAUCAUACCCUCCUCCUCCAAGGUGAUCCCUCUGAUCGGCGAGUACCUUCUCUUCAUCAUGAUCUUCGUCACGCUCUCCAUAAUCGUCACCGUCUUCGUCAUCAACGUGCACCACCGCUCCUCGGCCACCUACCACCCCAUGUCGCCGUGGGUACGGGGCCUCUUCCUCCAGAGGCUCCCGCGGUUGCUGUGCAUGCGCGGCCACGCGGACCGUUACCACUACCCGGAGCUGGAGCCCAUGAGCCCCGAGACCAAGCCCAAGUCGGGGAGUCGCCGGUCGGGCAGCCGGUCGGGUGGGGGAGGGUCGUCCCAGGAGGACAAAGAGGAGGACGAGCACGCCCUGAUGUCCAUGCUGGAGAGGGCCACGUACUCUGUGCGCUACAUCUCGCGCCACAUUCGCAAAGAGCACUUCAUCAGAGAGGUGGUGCAGGACUGGAAGUUUGUGGCGCAGGUCCUCGACCGCAUCUUCCUGUGGGUCUUCCUCACCGUGUCCGUCCUGGGCACCAUCCUCAUCUUCACUCCGGCCGUGUCACUCUUCCUCAGCACACCGCCGCCACCCCCGUGAACUCUGACCUCCCCGUGCAUGAACUCUGACCCCUAGGCUGUGACCUUUCACAAUUGACCCUUACACGUCACUGUCAUGAGACAGACAAGACACCGCAUCUCUCUUUGCCAAUUCACCUCCAGCUUGCUGCACACGACAACCCU
Molecule: messenger RNA, 1493 nt
Organism: Engraulis encrasicolus (European anchovy)
Lineage: Eukaryota; Metazoa; Chordata; Actinopteri; Clupeiformes; Engraulidae
Product: neuronal acetylcholine receptor subunit non-alpha-2-like
Exons: 8
Coding region: 16-1350 (444 amino acids)
Biological process (GO): synaptic transmission, cholinergic; nervous system process; regulation of membrane potential
Cellular component (GO): plasma membrane; neuron projection; postsynaptic membrane
Molecular function (GO): acetylcholine-gated monoatomic cation-selective channel activity; acetylcholine receptor activity
Source: RefSeq, a predicted model, not a curated record